Apodemus sylvaticus (European woodmouse) is the source of this 894-nucleotide messenger RNA. RefSeq names its product vomeronasal type-1 receptor 90-like. Gene Ontology annotation, biological process: G protein-coupled receptor signaling pathway. The record is from RefSeq and is a predicted model, not a curated record. Gene Ontology annotation, cellular component: membrane. Gene Ontology annotation, molecular function: pheromone receptor activity. The transcript has a single exon. NCBI's taxonomy places the organism in Eukaryota, Metazoa, Chordata, Mammalia, Rodentia, Muridae. Bases 1 to 894 code for a protein of 297 amino acids.
AUGUCCUCAUCAAACACUGUCCUUUAUUUCCAAGGUGGACUUGGAGUCCUAGCCAAUAUGCUUCUACUUUUUUUAUAUACUUUUAUAAUCCUAGGUCACAGACCUAAGCCCAUGGACCUGAUCUCCUGCCAACUGACCUUCAUCCACAUGAUGAUGAUCCUCACUGGAGGGGACACUUUGAUUGAAGACAUAUUAGAGUCAUUAAAAUUUGGGGCUGACUUCAAAUGUAAGACAACUUUUUACAUAAACAGAGUUAUGAGAGGCCUCUCUAUCUGCAUCACCUGCCUUCUGAGUGUGUUCCAGGCUAUCAUGAUCAGUCCCAGUACCUCUUCAUUGGCAAAAUUUAAACAUAAACUUAAAACAUACAUCAUUUAUGUCUUUUUCUGUCUUUGGUCCUUCAAUUUGUUAUUCAGUAGUAGAUGGUUCUUUUAUGUUGCUGGUUUUACCAAUGUGAGUGAGAUCAACCAGAUAAAAGUCUCAAAAUCCUGCUUACUCGUCCCUGUAAACCACAUCAUCAGGGGAUUGAUGUUAACAGUGACGAUGUCCAGAGAUGUAUUUCUUGUAGGAGUCAUGCUGACUGCAAGCACACACAUAGUGUUUAUCUUGUUCAGACAUCAGAGGCAAUGCAAGCAUCUUCAUAGUGUCAGCCACUUGAGAGCAUCCCCUGAAAAAAGGGCCACCCAGACAAUCUUGCUGCUGGUGGUUUUCUUUGUGGUCAUGUACUGGGUGGACUUCAUCAUCUCAUUCACUUUAAUCCUGUUGUGGAGGUACAACUCAGUCAUAGUGACUGUUCAGAAGUUUGUGGUAAAUGCCUAUCCAACAAUUACUCCUUUGGUACAAAUCAGUUCUGAUAAGAGAAUAAUCAAUUUGCUGAAAAAUUUGAGGUCAAAAUAA